Molecule: messenger RNA, 6969 nt
Organism: Pleuronectes platessa (European plaice)
Lineage: Eukaryota; Metazoa; Chordata; Actinopteri; Pleuronectiformes; Pleuronectidae
Gene: lmtkb
Product: apoptosis-associated tyrosine kinase b
Exons: 13
Coding region: 277-4998 (1573 amino acids)
Biological process (GO): brain development; peptidyl-tyrosine autophosphorylation
Molecular function (GO): ATP binding; protein tyrosine kinase activity
Source: RefSeq, a predicted model, not a curated record
GUCAGUGGUCAGCUACAGAGCCUCUUCUCCCUGCUGCUCUGUGGACAAUGAGACAGAGGGAUGAUGCCGUCCUCUGCAGCCGCUGGCACCACCAGCCUCCUGCUGCCCUGCACCCCCACCCCAACGUGUGUGUGACUGUGUGAGUCUGUGUGUGUGUGUGUGUGUGUGUGAGUGUGUGUGAGGAAGGCAGAAAGUCUGAGAUGCUGUAACAUCCUCAACGAUGGACUCUGGGGGAAGGAAUUCAAGAAUGUGGACGGGGAGGAGUACCAGGCCGACAUGUCCACCUUGGCCUCGCAGGCCUCCCUGGGCAGCCCCGACGUCUACAUCCUGCCCCUCAGCGAGGUGUCGCUGCCACUCGCCAAGCAGCCGGCUCCAUCGGUCCAUCUCCUGAAGUCCACAGACCUGAGCCGCCACAGUCUCCUCUACCUGAACGAGAUCGGGGAUGGCUGGUUUGGGAAGGUUCUGCUGGGGGAGGUGAACUCAGGCCUGAGCACCACUGAGGUGGUGGUGAAGGAGCUCAAGUCCAGUGCCAGUGUCCAGGACCAGAUGCUCUUCCUGGAGGAGGCGCAGCCUUUUCGCGUCCUGCAGCAUCCUGCUCUGCUGCAGUGUCUGGCCCAGUGCACCGAGGUCACGCCCUACCUGCUGGUGAUGGAGUUCUGUCCACUGGGGGAUGUGAAGAGUUACCUCCGCAGCUGCAGGGCUGGAGAGACCAUGACCCCGGAGCCCCUGAUCCUCCAGCGGAUGGCCUGUGACAUCGCCUCAGGACUCCUGCAUCUGCACAAACACAACUUCGCUCACAGUGACCUGGCGCUGAGGAACUGCUUGUUAACUGCUGAUGUCUCAGUGAAGAUCGGAGACUACGGCCUGUCCCACAACAAGUACAAGGAUGAUUACUACCUGACGUCAGAUCAGAUGUUCUUGCCGCUGCGCUGGAUAGCUCCAGAGCUCGUGGACGAGGUGCAUGGAAACCUGCUGGUGGCAGACAACACCCAGCAGAGCAACAUCUGGUCUCUGGGUGUGACCAUCUGGGAGCUGCUGGAGCUCGGGAACCAGCCGUACAGACACUACUCCGACCGACAGGUGCUCACCUACGCUGUGAGGGAGCAGCAGCUGCGACUUCCCAAACCACUGCUCCCAGUGCCGCUGGCUGAGCGCUGGUUUGAAGUGAUGCAGUUCUGCUGGCUCCAGCCGGAUCAGAGACCCAAUGCAGAGGAAGUCCACUUGCUGCUCAGCUACCUGUGUGCCAAGGGGGCCAGCGAGGCAGAGGAGGACUUUGACAGGCGCUGGAACUCGCUGUGUCCCAACAUUGGAUUCAACAGCCACCACGGUGCCUCUGCUAUGUCACAGGACCACCACUCGUCCACCUCCUCCUCCUUCCCUCUCCUCGAGCAGUUUUCGGCAGCCGACGGCUACCACUCGGAGUCUGGGGACGACAUUCUAACAGUCACAGAAACCAGCCAUGGCCUGAACUUUGAGUACAAGUGGGAGCAGGCCAGGGCCGACCAGUCCUAUAGAGCCCAGGACUCCUCCAGUGCCCUGAGUCAGGUCAACCAUCAUUGCCAGGAAGCAUUUUAUCCACCAGGGGGCAUUGUUGGAGGCUGCCCUAUGGAGAGCCUCAGCCACGCAGUUUCUCCUUACUACCAAUCCAAACAUCUCCAUGCUCCGGGUGUCCUCCCCGUCCUCAGUGCCCACAGCCCCUCAGUAAGCAAUGAAUACUACAUCCGCAUUGAAGAGCCAGUGGAUUGUAACAUCGAUCUGGACUAUACCAUGUGCUCCUACAGCCCAGAGUAUCAGGGCAGCAGUGGGAGCUUCCUUACUGGGAGUGCAGACUCAGGCGAGUGCAUGGCCUGUCCAUCACAAGGUCAGAACAUGGGCAUGGCUCCCUAUUGGGCAGCAGACAUCGAUAAGUCAGAUGUGUUUGACUCCAAUGACUCGAGUCCGGCCAUCUCCCUGACGAUGGAGCCGCUCUUAGGACAAGUGUCUCACGACAGCCCCCUGCGACCCUGGGAGUCCAGUCACUAUGUGUCCUAUAAAGACAGAGAUGGAGGUUACUACUAUGAGCACUCGCCACCGUUGGGAAUCGACCACUAUCUGAUUGGAAGUGACCACUCCAGUGAGCACCAUCAGGAAAGCUGGGGAUCGAGGAGCUUGCGCCAGGCCCUGGGUGAUUUGGAGAACCCGCUGGGUGUCACCCGCCCUGUGACCAGUCCACCUCAACAGGCCUACAGAGAUCCGUACCUGGACACAAGUCAGGCCUCCAUCAUCGGAAAGAACGUGACCGGGGGUUACUACGACAUGAUGGGCUCGCUCAGGAAGACUAUGCCCAGCCACACCAGGCACAGCAGCCACUCGGUCAGUAUCGACAUGGAGACAGAGGGGGCGCUCUUCAUCGGGCACAGAGACAGCGAUUCAGAAGAAGAAGAGGAGGAGGAUAUAUUUGUUGAGAGACACAACUGCAACACGUGGCCUUCAAAGCACCGCCACAGCAGCGUGGGUCACCACAGACGGGCGAGCUGUAGACAGGACGCUUAUGUAGAUUUCCACUACACCAUGCCAAGUACAGACAUUGAGGACUCCUGGCCAGAGGAGAACAGCCUGGCCUUCCACUCUCUACCCAAACCUAUCGACUACCUUGAGCCGCAACAGGCCAAAGACAACAGUGCCUGCCUCAGUCUGAGCAAACACCACGCGAUGGUGCCUUCAGACAACUGCAACACCUACAUCUACCUGUGCCACGAGGGCGACAGCCAGGCGCCAGCGGCUGGAGAGUGCUGCCACUCACACUUUGUCGACCCACUCACCGGUUUGCUCGUCAGAAACAACAGCUACAGUCACAGCAACUACGUCCGAGAUAAGAUCGUUGACCCCCCAUGCCAUGAGGAGAUGAUCAAUCUCUCCCCCGCUCCAGGGGGUCCCAUUGUGGCCAAACCCAUCAUGAUAAAGACUGAGGAGCGUGGAGAGCAGUACAUUGACCUGAAAGCUGAUGGCUCUCCACUCAAAGAGAAGAGGGAGGAUGUAAUCAAGGAAAACCUAAUCAUGCUAAAACCCACAGAACCUAAAGUAGAAGAGGUGACGCUGACAAUGACGAUGACGAUUCCUCCGCCUCCUGCCGACAACAUGCACGUGAUGGUGGCCCUCACAGAUCCGGAGUCAGACUCGAGUCCCACUGGAGACAGCGGUGUUGACCGAGGCAGCUCCAGUGCUUGUCUCGCUGACAUCCUGGACUGCAGCGAUGAUGACGAGGAGGAGGAAGACAUCACAGAGGAUAUCACAGACGUCACCUCAGGCAUCUUCGCUGACGAGUCCAGUGAGCUGAACGCUUCUCCUGCUUUCAAGUCUCUGCAGAAGCAGGUAGGAACUCCAGAUUCCAUGGAUUCCAUGGAUCUACCAUCUGCAGCGGGGUCCUGUGAGGGCUUCAGCCCCGCCUCCUCCCACCCGUCCAGCUCCCCUAAAGCUAUGGACAGUGGCUACGACACAGAAAACAACGAGAGCCCGGAGUUUGUCCCCAAAGAGCCUCAUGAACCCCGAGAACAACCUCUGGCCAAGCCUACCCUAGAUACCAGCCUGGAGGAGGACGAGGAGCUGGAGGAGGCCAAGGAGGGGCAACCAUCACUGGGGGAAGAUGUGGCCUCAGGAGCCUCUCAGACGGGCGACCACAUCUUUUCACCACUAAGCGAGGAAACCCCGUACAGAGACUCAGCGUACUUCUCAGACUAUGAGAGUGAGAGGCAGUCCAGGGAUGAAGGAGAAGAAUCAUCAUCAUUGAGAGGAAGAGAUGAACAAAGAAUGGAAGAAAAGAAGGGAGAGAAAAGGAAGAGUGAGGAUGAGGAACUUGAAGACGCUGCAGCAAACGAAGACAUUCAAUUUGAAGUGAAGCUCUUAUCAACAGAAGGAACAGAAAGCUCUUGUCCACCAGAUAUGGAAGAAUUCUUGACAGAGGAUUGUCGAGAUGAGGAGUUAGGACUUCCUCUGGAGCCAUGUGUGUCCAUAGAGGGAGGACUGGAUGAAUGGCCGUCCCAGGAGGAGAACUCGUCUCUUGGGGACUGGGCAGCGGAGGUGGUGGGGGCCAUGGAAGAGGCCCUUGGGGCCCUGAAUGGAGAUAGUUCACUCAACUCUAAGGUAGAAAGUGACGAAGCAGAAGCUGUGGAAGACUCAGAACCAAGAGAAGAGCCAGUGAUCAAGACCAUUGAGACCAGGACAUCCGGUGAAACCCAUCACUCUUUACCCAAAGACGAGGUGGCCCUGCAGCACACGGCAAACAGCCGACGGUUCUCCACUUCCUCUCCUCCACCUCCGUCAACCCCCCCACCUCCGCUCCCUGCAGCAGACGGCCGGGGGUCUCCAGCCGACGGGGAGGAGGCGGAUGAGGAGGGCGGCGACACAGACGACAGCGAUGAGUCCGAUGAGGAGCUGCGAUCCUACAGCAUGCAGGAGCAGAGCGGCGGGGAGGAGAGCGAGGAGGAGAUCUACCCGGUGCCCAUCGUGGUGAGCGACGACAGCCAAGCACACAAACUGCGCAGCCUCCUCAAGAGGCCAACGCUGCUCCCAGAGGAGAACCUGCAGGAGGAGCUGGAGCGCACCAAGAAGACGGUCUCCUUCUUCGACGAUGUCACCGUCUACCUGUUCGAUCAAGAAAGUCCGACUAAAGAGCUGAGUGAGCAGAGCUUCCCCGAGGGAGCCGAGGGUCAAAGGUCACACAGCAAAUCCAAAGAGAGAGGCCCCGCCUCCGACGACUCCUCUGACGGGAACGUCUCAGAAGAGAGUGCAGGGUACGAGUGGGAGGACGACUUCCCCCUCCUGCCUCUCCCUACGUCCUCGGGAGCCUCCGACUCUCCACCCCCCCGCUCCGUCCCCACAGCCCCGGACGCCAAACCGGCCGUUCAGUUCUCCCGCUUCACCGUGUCCCCCUCCAGCGUGUCCCGCUUCUCCAUCACUCACAUCACUGACUCGGACAUGGACUCAGCAGGAGGAAGCAGCGAGGACGGAGACAAAGAGUAAGGAGCUGUGAGGACGGAGACAAAGAGCUGUGAGGACGGAGACAGACAGUAACAGUGUGAGGACGGAGACAGACAGUACCGAGCUGUGGAUCUUCACCGCCUCUCGUUGAAGACAGUUUGGUUCUAGCAUGACUUCUGAAUUAUUUCAUCAGGCUUCAGAAUCGAGACAGUGCCUCUCAGCCUGUGGACACUUUGGACAAGUCUUACCACAGUGUAGGACUGACCUACACUUAAAGAUUAGCGUUAAUAUAUAAAACUUUUGCAGAAUAUUAAUAUAUAUACUGGAUGUAAAGAAUCUUUGAAAGCAGGGGACAUUUGUUUGUUGAAUUUUUUCUGAUUAAAAGACAAAUGGAAGGCGUUUGGAAAUAAAUCACGUUCACCACCUGGUUCACUUCUUAAUUUGUAACAGGGAGUAACGCUGAGAGCGCGGCGCCCCCUGGAGGAGACGUGUUCAUCUGUCACACACAGUUUGGGGCUUUUUGACGAAGGAUCAGCAUUUUGAAUAAGACUGUACAGCUCCACUGACUUUUACCAGAAACUGCUUCACUGGUCUUAAUGAACAUGAACGAGAAUCUCUGAGGUAUCACAAGUAAUAUAAUGUUAAUAUUUGGAUUCAUGCAGAGUGGGGGGGGGGGCGCACGCAGGAAUCUGAACGGCUCCUGUUCCGAUGUGAUUUUGUGGAAACAGACGAGCGAACGUGGACGACCUGAUAUCUUCUCUUCUUAUUUUUUAUAAUAGAAAUCACUGCAGUGCUGUUUUACAUGAUCAUGUGACUCAGUCCCUCUCUUUAGCAGCUUCACCACCAAACUGUUAAAUCAGGCACAAUGUGGCCACAGGAACAAGAAGUGAAGGGAAUAGUUUUCAAAUAUAGAAAUGCAUGAUUUCAAGCAGCUAGGAAACAUUACAAGUAUUAAUGCAUUUGAGACAAAGACACACGGUGAGAAAUCUCAUGUCGCAGCUCCAAAGAAAGAUCUCCAGUGUCCGGACUGCAGCUAAUAACGACCCAGGCCAAAAGUGUGAGGAGACAUGGGUGAUCACCUGUUGAUAUUAUUAAAUUAUUAAAUAUAUAAAUGUCUGUUUUUGUUAAUCCAGUUAAAUACCAGACGAAACAAAGAACUUCAUCACAUUGAUGCAAAAAUCCUGUAAAUCCCACCUGGUUAGAAAAGCAGCGAUUUGCAGCAAAAUCCACAAACACUGGAGCAACCAGAGGAAUUCAAGGGAUUGAUGACAAAUGUAUGAUUCAUAAUCUCACUCAGCUCAAAAAGCCACGAUAUCAAAACUCAAACCUGCCCAACAGUUUUCAAACAAAGCUAUUUGUCUCUGUGUUAGUCUGAACAAACAGAAUCUUUAAAUUCUGAUAUUCCACAGCUUCUGCCCAUUUCUGCCUUUUUAUCUGUUUUAUUUAUUUAAUUUAAAAAAUGACAAGUUUGAGGGCCACUCUGAAACCAAGAGUCACAGGAUGAAAUAUUAAAAAAGCUGUUUUCAUGACGGAUCAAUGUUCAAUGUGUCUGAUCAGCUGAUUGGAGGUCGGAGGUCACGGUCAUGCUUCCUGUGUGAACCUGAGGUCGUCAGAUUUCUCUCUGAGCUCAAAGCAUCAUGUGACCCACAGUGUUUGUUUGCCUCUUUAAUAUUCUGUACGUUAGCAGCAUAGAACCAUUUAGACUAUCUGUAAUAUUUUUGUAUUUAAGCAAAUACUUUGGAGAGUAUUGAUGUGCUGUACCUGUGAUGGAGGGGGAGUAUAAAAUAAUGUCUGUUUAUUUUUGCCAAAGAGAAGCUGUGCUGUGGUUCAGGGGAGAGACCAGUUUGUGUGGUGGUGACGGACGAGGAAGAUCGAACUGGUCUUUAAAAAAUAAAAGACCAGUUCUGGUUUGGUUGGAUCAUCGUCAGUAACGUGUCCCCACACUGACCUGGACACAUCAUGACCUUCUGUACCUUCUAUCAAAUAUGAAUAAAGUCUGUUUUACACAUCUUA